GGCGGCAGAUUCCACCCCGCCGCCGACGAUCGGACUUCGGGCGGUUCGGUGCUUAAUCGGCGUUCACUUCUGUCCACACUCCACCGCCGCGACUCUCGAGUACUGGUCCUUAGUUUCCGUUUCAGUCUCCCCUGUGCUUCGCGCCAAAAAUCGUCGUCUCUGUACGUUUUUCGCUGGUCAGUGAACGUCGUUAUUCUUCCGGCCGACGAUCGACGUGUUUGCCUGCGGUUCCGGUCUUAUGUCGAUUUUCUUGUGCGUCCACCUAGUCUGCUGUACGAUUUCGAUUUAAAUAAUUCCAUGAUUUAAACUAUGCACCUACGUUGUUUUUUUUAUACCCAACACUUUAGAAAUCCGAGUAUGUUGAACUACUGAGAUUGCAUCGAAUGGGAUUUCAAUUCGAAUGUAAAACAUUGGCACACAUUAUGAAAACGAAAAGACAGACUAACAAGAAGACCAAUACCAAAAAACUGAUAAAAAAGCGAUCUGUUGGAAGGCCUCGUAAAUCAAAAAUUAAAUAUGAUGAAUUGUCAUCAGAAACAUCAUUAGAGAGUAUAAAAAUGCGUACACAAGUGACUACGAGUAUUCCAUUUGAAAAACCUCAAAUCCGUUCAACUGUUAGACCACCGAAGCCUAAUUCUGAAGUUCAUGUGUCCUCUUCUAGCCCUGUGGAAAAUAUUGUCUAUCGACCUCCAAUUGCAAAGACUACAAGUGUACUUUUAAGAAACGUGUUGCUUUCAACAGAUAGAACUAGGUUUAAUAGAUCUACAACAGAUGCUAGUCUUACUAUUUCAAACAACAACAAUCCAUAUUGUAACUAUUAUCAGUUGGACAAAUCAAAACACCUAAAUCUAGAAGUUUCACAUAGAGCUUCAUCGUUUGCUGAAAACUCAUCCCGAUUAAAGUGGAAAAACAGCAAUAAAAAGUUAAACAUACCUACAAAAGAAAUAAAAUCUACUGUAUCUGGAAGUGGUUACCUUUCUAACCUUCAAGCUUUUCCUGAUAUCCCACAACUGGCUGAUGUAGAUAUUAAUGCGAGUUUUGAGCUAGAUAACUCUAACUAUAGCAUAAAUGAUCAAACUGAUUCAGAAACAGUGCUAUGUAUUGAUGAUUCUGAUACCUUGAGUAAUGAGUCUGCAGAGAACAUUGAAAAGGAACAGCAAGAGUUUGAUCAACGUUGGGCUAUGUCAGUUCGUAUGGAGAGUGGAGCAUUGACAUCACCAUUUGCUCAUUGUGAAACAUUUAAUCCAUUAGACGAUGUUUCUCUGUUAGGGCCACAAGAUACAGCAUUAGUACAAAAUGAUGUUAUACAAAAUUACAUAGAAACAAAUAAUGUCCAGUUCAUGCAAUUACCGGAUUCCAGUUGUGAAGUGAUUAGAACCUUGCAAUACUAUGAGUCAAGAUUAUUAACUAGUCCUUGGUCUUUUCCAGAACAUUUACAGAAUCAUAAUGAGUCUAUUUCAAAUGAACAGACAGUGCAUGGUGAGCAAUUAAAUACAACAGGAUCAAACCACACUCUUGCAGAAUUUGCAAAUAUGCUUCCUUGUCCAAUUGCUGGCUGCUUAUGGUAUUCACAUUCUGCAACUUUAUAUGUUCACUUGUUUACAUGUCACCAAGAUAUGAUAUACUAUGGAAAUUCGAUUGCGCAUGUGUUCAGAUGUCAAGAUAUACAAAAUUUCUGCUUUUUUACUCAUUUACAAUUCGUACAAAAUACUAUAUAUAUAAUCACUGUUGCAUUUGAUAGCUAUAGUCACACAUUUGUUGCCACCAUUCAGCAUGUUUCAUCAUAUGGUGACAAUACAAGUGUUUCACCAACUACAGCUAUACUGACCACUAGUUCUGUGUGUAAUGCGACUGAUCAACAUUCUUGGAGUGGCCCAGUGCAGCCUUACAGUGUUCCAUUGGAUGUGCUACAUGCUGAUGGUAGAUGUUUAUUCAUUGACCCUACCAAUUCUGAACAGAUGAUUAUCAAUGUUAACUUAACAGUACCAUUGAUUUAUUCAAAUGAUUCAAUGUUUGCCUGCUUAUGAAUAUUAUAUUUGUAUUCUUUAUUAUGCUUUAUAGUAUUUAUUUAGUACCAACAAUGCUAUAUCGAGUUAUGUUUUACAGAACAUUCUUAUUACAUGUUUAAUUGUUUUACUUUGUUAUUAAUUUAUUAUUAUUUAACUUUUUUGUUGGUAAGGUACCAACUGUUUAAUAUAUAAAUUACUAUUAAUAAUUAAAUGGUUGGUAUAAAAAAUAUUACCUUUAUAUAGAUAGCAUAUGAUACUAUUGUGUCUCUUAUACAAAUGCUUAAUUAUUUUACUUUUUAUUACAGUACAUUACUUUAUUUAUGUUAAUUUUUCUUUACCAUUUAAAUACUACAAAAGAAUAACACAAUUAUGUUCAGUAAUUAUGGGUAAUUGUGUUGGAUAUCCAUUUAUAGUUUUGUCCCAAUCCUAAAAAGUAUGAUUCAAUUAUUAUUUAUUUAUAAGGCUAUAAUUGAUAAUUUUGUUUAAUUGUAUUGUUGGCAUCUUUCUGAUUACAAAUAUACUUUUUACAUAUGUGUAAAUAAUUCAAAUUUGAAUUACCUCAUCUAAGGUGUUGUAAUUAAAAGAUUCCAAAUAUGUUUGGUUUAAAUUUAAGUGACAUUGGCAAUGUAUUUUAUGUAUUAUU
Myzus persicae (green peach aphid) is the source of this 2652-nucleotide messenger RNA. RefSeq lists its product as uncharacterized. Bases 384 to 2027 code for a protein of 547 amino acids. Lineage: Eukaryota; Metazoa; Arthropoda; Insecta; Hemiptera; Aphididae. The record is from RefSeq and is a predicted model, not a curated record. The transcript has 10 exons.